Medioppia subpectinata is the source of this 454-nucleotide messenger RNA. NCBI's taxonomy places the organism in Eukaryota, Metazoa, Arthropoda, Arachnida, Sarcoptiformes, Oppiidae. The record is from the annotation of a GenBank genome assembly.
UGGACUACUGAGCCCGCAGUUGUCAACGCUUUCUACAAUCCAAACAAGAAUGACAUUGUAUUUCCGGCCGGAAUAUUACAGCCACUCUUUUAUUCGCAACAUUUUCCAAAUUUCGACGAUAAGGGCCGACAGUUUGAUAAGGAGGGGAAUUUGAAGCAGUGGUGGAAUAACGCGACAAUUAAGAGGUUUAGACAAAGAGCUCAAUGUAUUAUUGAUCAGUAUUCCAGUUAUGUUCUCGAAGAUAUCAGAAUGAAUGUGAACGGCAAAAUGACCCAGGGUGAGAAUAUUGCGGACAACGGAGGUCUUAAACAGGCUUAUAGAGCAUUUAAAAAGUGGGAACAGAGAAAUGGAGUCGAACCCAGACUUCCCGGAAUUGAUUUAACUCACGAUCAGCUCUUCUUCUUGAAUUACGCACAGGUUUUACAUUGUUUUAUACAAUAAUAAACUUUUUAAU